Emericellopsis cladophorae is the source of this 1539-nucleotide messenger RNA. RefSeq lists its product as uncharacterized. Bases 1 to 1539 code for a protein of 512 amino acids. Gene Ontology annotation, molecular function: phenylalanine-tRNA ligase activity; tRNA binding; ATP binding. Gene Ontology annotation, biological process: phenylalanyl-tRNA aminoacylation. Gene Ontology annotation, cellular component: phenylalanine-tRNA ligase complex; cytoplasm; cytosol. NCBI's taxonomy places the organism in Eukaryota, Fungi, Ascomycota, Sordariomycetes, Hypocreales, Bionectriaceae. The transcript has a single exon. The record is from RefSeq and is a predicted model, not a curated record.
AUGACGACUGCCAGCUCGGUGCCGACGGGGGAUCUGACGACCCAAAUCCUGCAGAAACUCUCGCAGCAAAGUCCCAUUGUAACCUCCGAAGCCUUCCCAUCCAUUCCCUCAAAAGAUGUCAAAGCCGCACUGGACCGACUGGGCUCAAGGUCCAUGAUCACCUACGAGACACAGACACGAGAGGAGGUCGUUCUGGAGCCCGAAGCCGAGCAAAUCAUUGAACACGGCAGCCACGAAUCUCGUGUUUUCGAGGCACUUCGCCAGGCGGUGGAGGGGCUGUCGGUCCAGGAACUGCAGCAGGCCAUUGGCGACAAGAACGUGGUCAGCGCCGGCCAAAAGGUCGGAUUCAAGGACAAGUGGAUUGCCAAGGGCAAGGAGGGCAAACUCGUGGCUACUGUCGACUCGAUUCAGGAUACCACGCGGGCGCAGCUGCUGGAGAUCAGGGAGACUCGUACGGCCGAGCCCAAGCAAGUGAGCGAGCUGAAGAAGCGCAAGCUCGUCAAGAUGCAAAAGGUCAUCAGCUUCACCGUGGACAAGGGCCCCAAGUUCGCCUUGGAGAUUGAGAAGGAGGAGACAGAUCUGACCUUUGAGAUGCUCAGCUCAGGGUCGUGGAAAGAUACCAAGUUUAAGCCGUACAACUUCAAUGCACUCGGAUCGGAACAGCACGCCGGCGCCUUGCAUCCCCUGAACAAGGUCCGACACGAGUUCCGGCAAAUCUUUUUUGAGAUGGGUUUCGAGGAGAUGCCUACCAACAAGUUUGUCGAGACCGGCUUCUGGAACUUUGACGCGCUCUUUGUACCGCAACAACAUCCCGCGCGUGAUAUGCAGGAUACGUUCUACAUUUCAGACCCCAAAGUGGCAGACAGGCCGCGCGCCGAGGUGGAGGGACAGGACACGCAACAGUACUGGAACAACGUCAAGGAGGUACACCAGGAUGGCAAGUUUGGCUCAACUGGCUACAAGUACCCCUGGUCAGCAGAUGAGUCGCUCAAGCUCGUGCUGCGCACACAUACUACAUCCAUUUCGACAGCGAUGCUGUACAAGUUGGCAUCCAGGAAGGGGCCUGACGGGCGGCCACCACCCGCACGGUACUUCUCGAUCGAUCGCGUCUUCCGUAACGAGACUGUCGACGCUACACACUUGGCCGAGUUCCACCAGGUCGAGGGUGUCAUUGCCGACUACGGCUUGACACUGGGUGGUCUCAUGGAGUUCAUGGAGGUCUUCUUCACCAAGAUGGGCAUCACCGACCUCAAGUUCAAGCCAGCAUACAACCCGUACACCGAACCCAGCAUGGAGAUCUUCAGCUACCACAAAGGGUUGGGCAAGCUGGUUGAGAUCGGCAACAGUGGCAUGUUCAGGCCGGAGAUGCUGGAGUCCAUGGGCCUCCCCAAGGACAUGCGUGUCUUUGGCUGGGGUCUGAGCCUGGAGAGGCCGACGAUGAUCAAGUACAAGAUCUCGAACAUCCGCGAGCUAUUGGGCCACAAGGUGGACCUCAACUUCAUCGAGAGGAACCCCGCUGUGCGGCUGGAAAAGGAGUAG